CGCCGGGUCGCACGAAUCACAAUGAACGCGCAGCUGACGAUGGAGGCGAUUGGCGAUCUUCACGGGGUGAGCCAUGAACCGGUGCCCGCCACAGCCGACCUGAUGAGCAGCAGCCCCCACCACCGCAGCUCGGUAACCCAUCGCAGCAGCCACUUGCCCGCUCACCCCCGCUCCAUGGGCAUGGCGUCCAUCCUGGAUAGCGGCGGGGACUACCACCACCACCACCGACCCCCCGAGCACGCCCUGGCGGGGCCCCUGCACCCCACCAUGACCAUGGCGUGCGAGACCCCUCCAGGUAUGAGCAUGACCAGCACUUACACCACGUUAACCCCUUUGCAGCCUCUACCUCCCAUCUCGACUGUCUCGGACAAGUUCCCACAUCACCAUCACCACCACCACCACCACCACCACCCUCACCACCACCAGCGGAUCGCCGGCAAUGUGAGCGGUAGUUUCACUCUUAUGCGGGAUGAACGGGGACUAGCGUCCAUGAAUAACCUCUACACCCCCUACCACAAGGACGUACCCGGCAUGGGCCAGAGUCUUUCGCCCCUUUCCGGUUCUGGGUUGGGGGGCAUUCACAACUCCCAGCAAGGACUGCCCCAUUAUGCCCACCCGAGCGCCACCAUGCCCGCUGAAAAGAUGCUUACCCCCAACGGCUUCGAAGCCCACCAUCCCGCCAUGCUAGCCCGGCAUGGGGAACAGCACCUCACCCCCACCUCCGCAGGCAUGGUACCCAUCAACGGCCUCCCGCACCACCCCCAUGCCCACUUAAAUGCCCAGGGUCAUGGGCAGAUCCUGGGCACUGCCCGGGAGCCAAACCCCUCGGUGACGGGCUCCCAAGUCAGUAAUGGAAGUAAUUCAGGGCAAAUGGAAGAAAUCAAUACCAAAGAAGUGGCGCAGCGGAUCACCACCGAGCUCAAGCGGUACAGCAUCCCUCAGGCCAUCUUCGCUCAAAGGGUACUGUGCCGCUCGCAAGGGACCCUCUCAGACCUGCUGCGCAACCCUAAACCCUGGAGCAAACUGAAAUCCGGCCGGGAGACCUUCCGGAGAAUGUGGAAGUGGUUACAGGAGCCGGAAUUCCAGCGAAUGUCAGCGCUCCGGUUAGCAGCGUGCAAACGAAAAGAGCAAGAACAUGGGAAGGAUAGAGGGAACACACCCAAAAAGCCUAGGUUGGUCUUCACAGAUGUCCAGCGUCGAACUCUACAUGCAAUAUUCAAAGAAAAUAAGCGUCCAUCCAAAGAAUUGCAAAUCACCAUUUCCCAGCAGCUCGGGUUGGAGCUGAGCACCGUCAGCAACUUUUUCAUGAAUGCAAGGAGGAGGAGUCUGGAUAAGUGGCAAGACGAGGGCAGCACCAAUUCAAGCAAUUCAUCUUCUUCAUCAAGCACUUGUACCAAAGCAUGAAGAAAUAACCACAAACUAAAACCUCGGUGGAAAAGCUUUAAAUAAAAAUAAAAAUUAAAAAAAAAAACCAGGACUUCAAGAUAGCAGGUUUAUACUUAGAAUUAUUUGAAAAAAAAAGUUAUUUAUAGUCCAAAGAAACCAAAGACUGAACUCACCUGCAUCCUGACUUUGUUCUGAGACACACACUUCAGCAGGGUGAUGACUUGGCAAGGAAGUUAAGAGCAAGAGAACUGCUGGGUCUUACACCAUCCAUCCAUGAUCAUUCUUGCUGUGCUUGGCUGUUUAGUGGUUUGAAGCAUAGUGAUUUUUAGCCAUUGAAUGGACAUCUUUUCAGAUCUGACUUCUUCAUCUCUUCUACCACACCAUGAAGGUGUAUGGUGUCUCAGUACUGUGCGCGCACACAUACCCACACACACACACCCACCACCAAUGGUUAGGGACUUAGGCAGGGCUGGUCUUCAGGAAGGGUUGUACUAUGGAGUACAGCCAACAUGGUGUGGAGCUGUCUGAGUUCAUUUGAACAGAAGUGGGAUUUUGCUCUUCUAUUGUUUGAACCUGCCAGGCCUGUAACCUAAAUGCAGAUUCAA
Molecule: messenger RNA, 1991 nt
Organism: Gracilinanus agilis (Agile Gracile Mouse Opossum)
Lineage: Eukaryota; Metazoa; Chordata; Mammalia; Didelphimorphia; Didelphidae
Gene: ONECUT1
Product: one cut homeobox 1
Exons: 2
Coding region: 22-1404 (460 amino acids)
Biological process (GO): regulation of transcription by RNA polymerase II
Cellular component (GO): nucleus
Molecular function (GO): DNA-binding transcription factor activity, RNA polymerase II-specific; RNA polymerase II cis-regulatory region sequence-specific DNA binding
Source: RefSeq, a predicted model, not a curated record